AUGAUAAAAUGUCCGAAAAAACAAUCGAAGCAGUUGAAAGAAUUGAAGCGGCCACUAAAAAUCCAAACUUGGCGAAAACUUGUCAGCAUAUUAGGGAUACCUUUGAAACCAGUAUUUUCUCAUUUCAACAAUGAUAUUUGUAAUGAUUCCGAAAAAACUAACCAUUUAGAAUUUUCCAUUGUCUUGGCAACGCUAUGUGAUCAUCCUGAUAUACUACAAUAUGCUCUCAAAUAUUUUCAAAUUAAUCCUGUGCCACCAUUUGAGGUGUUCAUACACCAUGAGGAUUCAUAUAAUGUUGCACCAAAAAAACGAAGACUCCUGGAUUGCCGGCAAAAGAUCACAGACUAUAGAAUUGUGAAUUGCUGUUAUACACUGUUGUCAAAAUUACCUAAUGAGUUCUCAUCAAAAUGGGACUGGACAAACUUUGUCACCAACUUUUGUCAUCAUGAAAAUGUUGAAAUAAGAUGGAUGGUAAAAGAAUGUAUGGCUAUAUUAACAAAUAUGACAGAAGCUCAAUCCAAUAUAUUAAGAAAUAUUCUUAAUAUAUCCCAGCCAGAAUGUUUGGAAAUUAAUCAGACUAAUAAAAAUGUAGUAACAUUGGUGAAUGAAGAAAGUUUAACAGAUAUGAACUUAAACACUACUAGUGUUAUAAAUAUAGAUGGUAUUAUGUUACCAAUUUACAACAACAAUAAUGUACAGCCAAGUUGCCUUGUUCCUGUAAAGUCUACUGUAAGUAAUUUAAGAAGCAUAGCACUUGCCGUAGCCUCAGGCCAAGCACUUUCUUUGAUGGGACCGGUGGGAUCAGGGAAAACAUGCCUUGUGGAGUAUUUAGCUGCAAUAACGGGCCGAAAAGGGUCUGCCUUUAAGAAGAUCCAAUUAGGCGAUCAAACUGACUCCCGAAUGUUGCUUGGAUCUCAUCAAUGUACUGAUGUACCUGGUGAAUUUAUAUGGAGUCCUGGAGUUCUGACAGAGGCUGUACAAAAUGGCCAUUGGCUGCUUUUAGAAGAUAUUGACUGUGCAGCUUUAGAUGUUGCAUCCACACUUAGCUCGCUUUUAGAAAGGAAUACACUUUGUGUGCCUGGGUAUAGAGAUGCAUUGCCAGUUACACCAGGUUUUCAAUUGUUUGUUACACAAAGGACAGUGACAACAAACUAUGGUUUCCAAAAGAAGAUGUUGGAGUUAGCAAAGAAAGUGGGUACCUGCCUGGGAAUUGUAGAAACUAAAUCGGAAUUUUAUUGCAAACAUUACAAACCUAAAGUCUCUUUGAAUCCAUCAUCCCUAGAUGUUGGCCGAGCCAAAGUGCCUAGAGUGGAAAAAAGCUUAGAAACAAUCAACUUUGAUAUUAAACAGGAAGUGUUCUCAUUCACAAGGCAAUCUGCCUGUUUGCUUGAGCGCAUCGCGUGCUGUGUCACAGCUAAUGAACCGGUGCUUCUGGUCGGAGAAACCGGUACUGGAAAAACCUCCUCAGUACAAUAUCUGGCGCGGCAAACAGGUCAUAAGUUGGUAGUGAUCAAUAUGAAUCAACAAUCUGACUCCGCAGAUUUGCUCGGCGGCUACAAACCCGUCGAUCUGAAAUUCGUAAUACGACCUAUAAAAAAUGAGUUUCUCGAACUAUUCAGAGGUUUCUACAACACAGAUAAGAAUCAGAGGUUCCUCGGCCACAUAGAAACUUGCUACGAAACAGAGAAUUGGACGGCACUUGUCGCUUUGAUGAAACAAAGCCACAAAGCCGCUGUUAAUCGCUUGUCUAAAGAAAUAGUAGAGAAUAAAUUGAAACGUUGGCUAACCUUCGGCCACAAACUUGCUAAGUUGGAGCAACAAGUGAAAUCAGCUACUAGGCUGACGUUUGCUUUCAUAGAGGGCUCUUUGGUGAAAGCAAUGCAAGAAGGUCAUUGGGUGCUGUUGGAUGAGAUUAAUUUAGCCUCAGCCGAAAUAUUGGAAUGUUUGGCCGGUCUGUUAGAGGACAAAAAUGAAAGCAUCGAUUUAUUGGAAAAGGGCGACAAGGUACCCAUUAAGCGUCAUCCAGAUUUCACCUUGUUCGCCUGCAUGAACCCACCUACGGAUGUGGGUAAGAAAGACUUACCCGUUGGUUUGAGGAAUCGUUUCACCGAGUUUUUCGUCGACGAACUGACCGAAAGGAAUGAUUUGAUACUUCUUAUCGGGGAAUAUUUGUAUCAUAUGAACUUAAGUGGUGCCAUUCUAGAAGCUAUUUACAAUUUUUACUCUACUGUUAAAAAAGAAGCCAAAUUGAACUUAAUCGAUGGAGCUGGUAACGCCCCGCAUUAUUCUCUGAGAACUUUGUGUCGAGCGUUGACGGCAGCUGCCAAAGCGAAAUGUGGAACAGUGGCUAGGUCUCUGUAUGAAGCAUUCUGCCUAUCAUUUCUUACUCAACUAGAUCGCUCGUCGCACCCAAAAGUAGAGUCUAUGGUGGCGAGAGCCGUCAUAGGCAAAAAGAACAUAAGAAGUGUAUUGAACCAAGCUAUACCCGAGCCUCAAGUUCCAGGGAAAAACUACUUGCUUUUUGAAGGUCAUUGGAUUCCACAAGGAAAGUUAGAUAUCGACAUUCCAGACGGAUAUAUUUUAACCCCUACAGUACGGAAGAAUCUAAGAGACAUAGCCCGUAUAGUGUCACUAGGGCGUUUGCCCAUUUUACUGCAGGGCGAUACUUCUGUGGGGAAAACGUCACUUAUCACUUACGUUGCUAGGGCUUCUGGAAAUUACUGCGUGAGAAUCAAUAACCAUGAACACACUGAUUUGCAAGAGUACAUUGGAUCGUAUGCGACGGACUCGAGCGGCAAUCUCGUUUUUAAAGAAGGUGUACUGGUAGAGGCUAUGAGGAAGGGCUAUUGGAUCAUCCUGGAUGAAUUGAAUUUAGCGCCUAGUGAUGUGCUCGAGGCUCUUAACCGUGUUCUUGAUGACAAUCGCGAGUUAUUCAUACCGGAGACGCAGGAAGUCGUCAAAGCUGACCCCAAUUUCAUGCUCUUCGCCACACAAAACCCCCCCGGCCUGUACGGUGGGCGAAAAAUGUUAUCCAGGGCGUUCCGAAACAGGUUCGUUGAGCUCCACUUUGACGAAAUCCCGAGGAGUGAACUGGAGACCAUUCUGCACCAGAGAUGCCAUGUUCCCCCCACUUACAGCAAAAAGAUGAUCGCCGUAAUGGCCGAUUUGCAAGUCAGGCGAAGGGGUUCCGCUGCAGUACAAGGAAAGGAUGGCUUUAUCACCCUGAGGGACCUAUUCAGGUGGGGAAACAGGUAUAAACAUGUUUCAAAAGAAGUGCUGACUACCGAUAAGUUUUACGAUUGGGACCAACACAUCGCCGAUGAAGGCUACCUAAUAUUGGCCGGCAAAGUUCGUCAGGCGGACGAAAGAUUCAUUAUAGAGGAGGUAAUUGAAAAACAUAUCAAACGGAAGGUAAGCCCGGAGAAUUUGUUCAGCCUACACCAGAAUACGUCACCCGUAACGAAAAACAUUCUGGAGAUAAUACUCAACAACAAUCUAGCCGAGUUCUCGCAUGUCGUGUGGACUUAUAACAUGAGGAGAUUGGCCGUCUUGAUCGCUAAAGCGUUUGUGUUUGACGAACCCGUGUUGCUUGUCGGUGAAACUGGAUGCGGGAAGACCACCAUAUGUCAAGUGCUGGCGGCCAUCAGCAAUCGAAAACUGCUUUCGGUGAAUUGCCACAUGCACACGGAGAGUUCCGAUUUCCUGGGAGGUCUUCGGCCGGUGCGGCAGUACAAUAACGACGGCAGACUCUUUGAAUGGGUAGACGGACCGCUAAUUUCGUCUAUGGAGAAUGGUCACAUGUUCUUGGCCGAUGAAAUUUCAUUAGCCGAUGACAGUGUUUUGGAACGACUGAACUCUUUACUAGAACCCGAAAGGCAAUUGGUGUUAGCCGAGAAAGGGAUGGAAGACGGAGCGGAUAUUCUCGUCGUAACUGCCGCUAAAAAUUUUCACUUCAUUGGGACCAUGAAUCCCGGCGGGGAUUUCGGCAAGAAAGAGCUGUCGCCCGCCCUGCGGAAUAGAUUCACCGAAAUUUGGUGUGACAGUGUCACAUCCAGAGAGGAUCUCCUGAAAGUCCUGGAGAAGAGCGUCGAGAAAGGCAUUGCUUUAGGCAACCAAGAGGAUGGCACUUCCGGCAUCGGCAGUUUCAUAUUGGAUUUCACGAGUUGGUUGAAAAGUUCUGAAGUUACGAACAAGUUCCCGUUCAGUAUACGUGAUUUAUUGUCGUGGAUUCAAUUCAUAAAUGUGUCUGUUGCAAAGAGGCUUCUGGAUGUCCCUGAAGCAUACGUGCAUGGGGCGUGUAUGACGUUCUUGGACUGCUUCGGGACGGCGUUGACUGGACACGUUGACCUUGAAGCUCUGGCUACUUUAAGGAAAUCGGCCGUUGAGUUCUUGCUGAGACAGAUUAGAGCAAUCGAUAACGAAUACGAAGAGGGCCUAAAAGACUUCCUGAAUUCAAAAUCUUCAAUCUUAAGCGCCGAAUGUGACGGUGUUAAAUUCGGCAUAAAACCAUUUUUCAUCGAUGUUGGAAAUCACAUAAAAGAAACCGAUGUAGAACGGAAAUUUACGUUCACUGCACCAACGACAGCGUCGAACACACUAAGAUUAUUACGGGGUCUGCAAUUGAAUAAAGCCAUUCUUUUGGAAGGAAAUCCAGGAGUCGGAAAGACUAGUUUAGUCACAGCAUUGGCAAAGUCUUCAGGCCACAAAGUGGUUCGCAUCAAUUUAAGUGAUCAAACUGACAUUACAGACUUAUUCGGAACGGACCUUCCCGCUGAAGACGGAUCAUUUGUUUUCAAAGAAGGAGCCUUUUUGAGUGCUCUUCAAAAUGGAGAUUGGAUAUUGCUAGAUGAACUUAACUUAGCCCCGCAACCGGUUUUAGAGGGUUUAAACGCCUGUUUAGAUCACAGAGCCGCUGUGUUAGACAGGCUUAACGGGCUACUGGAACCAGACGGUGUUCUCAGCAUACCCGAGCGAGGAGAGAUUAGCGAGAUAAAGCCACAUCCAAAUUUCCGAGUGUUUUUCACGAUGGAUCCCAAGUAUGGCGAAAUCUCGAGGGCAAUGAGGAACCGGGGCGUGGAGCUAUUUCUCCUACGGUGCGAUGAUUGGGAAACCAGUUUAUCUGAGACUAUGCCAUAUCUGGACUUAGUAGCACUGCUCUCCUCUAGUGGUCUUCCCGAACAGUAUUAUUCCGUAUGCAUUAAGUGUCAUGAACUGAUGACUGAAUUUAUUCAAGGUCUCGAGCGACCAACUAUAUCCCAUUUAAUACAAGCCUCGCAUCUGAUAUGGCAGCAACUCGUCCGAGGCAUAUCGUGCAGAAGCGCACUGCUGAAUAGUUUCUCCGAUGUCUACAUAAAACCGAGAACGGGCAGUGAUUUCGUAACCAACGUGAACGUUUCGUUAGCCGAGAUGAAGAAUACUAUGUUGAAAGCCUUAGAGAAGGAACUAGAGAGUGCGGAACAUUGUGAAAUUUAUUCAAACGAUUUGAUUCACACUUUGUCGGUAAAAGGAUUAUGUACGAACUCCGCCUACGAAAUCGCAAAUCAGAUAGCGUUCCCGGCGAUACGUCAUUCUCGCCCAACCAAAUCAAUCGACGAUCUACAUUCCCUCUUCAAUAUACUAGUCGCUUACCAAAAAGCUCCCAGUCAAAUUUUGCAAGUUCUACACAACACGAUAAAGAAAUACGUGAACUGUGGGGAAAAUAACGAUACAACGUCUUUGAUUAAUAAACUAAACGAAACGGCGUAUGAUCACGUAAAACGUAACAACAGAAAUUUGUUGAACCAUAAGAGAUUCUACCCGGAAUCCGAACAGCAGAAUACUAAACACGCACACGAAUCGAAUUCAGCUUUUGUUUUGUUCUAUAACGAGUUACUUAUGGUUUUCAACAAAACAAUGCACAUCGAGAACAAUUUUUCAGCAUUUGAGUAUUCAAAAGCUGUGCUCUCCAAAGACAUGAUAGACGACUUUGUCGAGUAUCCAAUAUUGAAGUCUUGUACAGUCUAUCUUAAACGCGUUGACGAAGAAAUCGUGAGGGCUCUCAAUCUAGCAAAUGAUUCGUGUAACGACGAAAUUGUUUGCAAAGUCCUUCAGCUUUUGAACUGGCGGAGUCGCUUCGUAAAGAUCUGUCUGAUGCCUAUUUUCGUCAACGCGAAAAACAAAAGAGCACCGGUCUUAAAAGAGGAAAUCAUACCAUUGCUUAGUGUGCAUAAUAAAUGGUUGCAGAAGUACUUACUUAAGGAAUUGUUCAAGCUACCAGCCAAUCACAAUGGAUUGGAAAAGUUCAAUGCUGAUAUGAAAAAGCUGAAUUUAACCGAUCAAAACGAUUCUCUGACAAUGCUCAAGCUCAGCAAAAAGUUGAGGAAGUUAUACGGUCAACCAAAAUUAUACGAAAAUGAAAUGGAACAGCAUCUCUGCAUUCAAAGAGCCGAAAUAUUCAAAUCUCUGACCUUAGAUAUGGGUCAACCCAUUCAUAGGCAGUUCCCAAAAAUGUAUUCAACCGUUUCACCUGCCAUAGAUCCCUCUAUUAUUAUGGAUAUUCCUGAGAACAGUAUUUUAAAUAUGAUUAAUGAUACCUUGAAAUCUCAAGAGAAUACAGCUUUAGUGCAAAUGUCGCAUGUGAAACUUUUGCCCAUACACUUGUAUGUGAUGCAGCGCAUGCUUUGCCUAAUAAGAUCGGAUUUAUUGAACAUUGUGGGCAAAUUAAAUUCAAAUGAUGGAAGUAAUGGAUUAUCGAACCAUUUCAAAGAUGUGCUGGAAUAUUUUGUUAAUAUUGGCAGGGAAAUUAAAGGAUUUCCACCAGCACUAUUACAUCUGCUAAGAUUAAUUUUAUUUAUUUUACUAAAGAAAGAAGAAGUAAACUAUCCGAGUAUAUCUUCUAUACCUGUGAGGAUAAUGGAUGAAUUAUACAAAAUGCUCGUCCAUUCACCAGUGGUGUAUCCUCUUCCUUUCUUAAAUCCAACAACAGUACUCCCAGAAGAUACGACCCAAGACAUUCCUGCGAACACCAAGAGAAUGUCAACUAAUCUACCUCUGAUGCCCUUCUAUGUUCAAAAGUUAACUAUUUCGGCAGGUGACAAGGGCUCCCGGCACAUUUUGGCAUAUGAAUCGGUGUCAUUGAAGGAUCGAGUUGAAUAUUCUAUGCAGUUAGGCAGUGUCCUCAACAUCCUUUGGAAGAAUAUAGGGGCAUUAGAUACAGCUGCUCUUUUAAAACUGAAAUCCGACUUCGAGUUCGAAACGAAAAAAUUUGAACAGCUGAUGAAUCACAUUAAAUCUUUUUUACGUGACAGACUGCGUAUCGAUCCGAACUCCACCGUUACCCACAUAACAGAGACGCACAUUAGGGAGUAUUUCGAAAACGACGCUACCUUCGUCGAUAUUAUAACUAAAUCCUCUCAAGCGUACGAGGACCUCGAAAAACUCAUGAGAGAAAGUUCUCGAAGCGACGAAUCGAAGAUUAAGGCGAGGAUACUGACCGCCAAACUGUCUGUACUGACGAGCUUCGCGUUCGUCAAAGUAAUGGCCGAAAUAAGCCCAAUCGACCACGUGGAGAAACACCGCCUAAAAGUGCAAUACAUAGAAGACGACGUGAAGAUGUUCGAUACGCUGCUCAGCGUGUAUUACAUACAGGGUGUUGUUUCCGGAUGCAUUUUAGAGAGUGGCAACAUCGAAAGCAGCUCGCAGGUCCCCGUUCGGAGCUUGGCCGAUAAUAAGGAAAGGCUGGAUAGAGUACAUCCCUAUUGCACUAUUCUCGCUGAAUUGAAGGAUAAAACCGCCAAAGGGGUGCUUAAGUACGCGUCUGGCAAUACUUUCCGACCAAACGAACCCUCGUACGGUAGUUUCGCGAAGGAUUGCAAGCACUUCACGAAAUCUGUACUAUCCGAGAGAACCACCACAGCGAUAUGCACGAACCUGAUCGAGAUAUGCGAACACCUUUACGACAGUUCGCAAUCCGGUAGGGUCGACAAAAACGUCACGAAGAGAGCGAAAACGGUCUUCAGGGAAACCGCGUCUUGGUUGCACUCGGUUGGCGCGUUCUAUAUGAACGUGGAGAAGACGUAUUCCGAAGCGUUCCCCGACCUGGCGAAGCCGCUGCUGCUGUCUGUAUCGCAGAUAAUAUAUAGCGUCACCAACUUGAACGAUAUCGCCAGGGAGAUGGCCGCUAGAGUCGAACAAGGCGCCCUAAUUAGCACUGUGACCGGGCUCAUGUUGUACCCGACUUUGAUUCCCGCCAAAGAAAGCAGGGAGAGGUAUCUGAACAGAUUUGUGACGUCAUCGUUCAUGCAAAUACUGAAGAGGGGCGCGGUGACCUGUGACGAGGACUUGUUCAGCGCCGAAGUAGAGUGCUUGGAGGCCUUAAAAAUGAAUUUGUCGGAGCUAAAUAUGCAUUGUACGGCCAUGGAGCGCGUCGACAAAGUGACUUUCGAUGCGAUCCUGAACACUUUGGACUCUAUAGUAAGCGCUUGGGAGAAUCAGAGGCGUGAAAUGGAGAAAAAGAAAAUAGACGAUGAAGCGCUAUACGUUACAAAGUCUAAAUGCGAAGAUGAGGACGAGGAGACGAUUGCACAGGAGGAAAUAAGAGAAAUGUUCCCGUCAUUCUCCGAUACGGAUUUCGCGGAGUUCAAACCCGUGACUUUAGAGCAAAAGAAAUCAAAGACUGUAAGUGAGGGGAAGAAGAAAGACAAACAGCUGAUCACCAGCGAAGACGUGUCACUUAUAUACAAAUGGCAUUCGAGUUUUGUACGCAACAUGACUACAGCGGAAUGGCUACCCAGCCCAAAGAAAUUGGUGGGCAACGACGUUAUCAGCCCUUUACUGAUGAGGUAUCCCAUAUUUAGUCGGCUAGUAGACGACGCUUGGGAGGCGUUGGACGCUGAAUUCGAAGGUGCGAUUUCGCCAAGUAUGAUGGUACUCGUGUCCCAUAUAAAGGAGAAAGUGGACGGGAAUGAUUCGUCUAAUCAAAAGAUCGACUUCUAUCGCUCAGCGUGGGUUUCUGAAACGAGACAGUGUCUGCCCUUGUUGCAAAGAGUGAAAGAGAAGACCAAUGAGUUGCUUGACCAGUGGCCCGAUUUCCCAACACUGAAAGAUAUCAUCGUGAUCGCGGAUAGAAUAUUGGACUUCUCGAUCACCAGUCCCGUGUCUCGCUUCCUCACCGGCCUGGAGCUGCUCCGGGAUAAGAUCGAGGAGUGGAACAAGAACGCGCACAAAGGGAACAACAUGAUCGACAUCUCCCUGGAGGUCGGUCAGCAGAUCGUCAACUGGAGGAAGCUGGAGAUGUCCCACUGGAAGGAGUGCUUGAACAACUUAUAUGCGAGAAAACAAGCUGAAGCCCACAAAUACUGGUUUUAUUUGUACUCUGUUGUUAAUUCCUACUUGGAAAUUCGCUCUGAUGAGUCGCCCGUAAAGGAACCCAUCUCAGCUGCAAGAGUUAUAUCGGUUCUGAAAGAUUUCAUGGAGAUAUCGAAUUUGGCGGAAUACGAAGUGAGGCUAGACAUCAUAUACAUAUACCAUUGCCACUUAGUUCAUCUGGAACCGAGCCCAAGAAGAGAUGAGUUGCUAUCUAUCUUGUGGAACACCUACAAUUACUAUUCCCAGUUUGCACCCCAAAUUGCCAAUGUAAUCAAAGAGAAGCGCGCACCCAUAGAGAAAAAACUCCGAGACUUUGUUAAGAUCUGCUCUUGGGACAGGGAUCUCAGCUAUUGGAGUGUUAAAGACACAGUUGAAAAGGCGCAUAAGGCUCUGCAUAAGCACACCAAGGAGUUUGAGACUGUUCUGAAGGAGGGCGUGUCGAGUUGGCUGGUGGAUUACUCUUCCGACACCCGUACCGAUCACGUGGGAAUCUGGGACCGCCCUAAGCGUGCCACGGGCGCCAACCCACUCGCCGGUGGCGCCUACAUGAUCGAUCCCCAGAACCACAUCGUCAUGGCUCGGAAUAUCAAGAAAUAUCUGGAUCUGUCGGAGCAGCCUUGCAGCCUCGUGCCAGAUGGUAGCCUCCUCACAAAGGUUCCGAGCUUACUAAAUAAAGCCAAGACCCUAUGCAAGGAGACUAUGGUUAACUGCGGUUACCCAUCACUGGUGCAGGCGCUCGACGAUUUCGUCACCAUCAUCAUAGAGUCCAACAGCCACCUGGCUUCCUUAGAGGUAGACACAACAGUGCCGAAAGACAAGCAGAAAUCUCAAGCAAAGAAUAUAGUCCAGCAAAAGAGGAAGGCUCUCGCUGAUCUCUUUAAGGAUCUGGCCAAAAUCGGUCUCAACUAUCGCACUGGUUUAGUCAUCCUGUUGGCUUCGAAUGACGAUCUCUAUGACUUUACCAUACCGCCCGUCGAUCUAGAUGCAGCCAUGAAUUACUUAAAGAGCAGGCGAUGCGAUGCAACUUUAUCUUUACUCUGGUCCGGCUGCGAAAAAUACUUCCAGAGGAAUAUUGCGCGCCAUAGAUUGCUUUCCGCGUCUUUGCUUUCGCCACACGCAGAUCUUAGCAUGCAGAACAUCGAGAGAUGUAAAGGGUUCGCUGCUCAAUUGCUGGUAGCAGUACAUAGAGUGUCGUGCAAAAUGCUGUCAGUACUAUUAAAGAUUUUCUCUGAGCUCGCUACUAAGGGAUUCUGCAAGCCAUCGGACUUAGACAUGGAAGAUGGCGAUGGUGGUGAGGGCCCUGGCAAAUUAUCCAGCGGUAUGGGACUUGGGGAGGGUCAAGGUCAAAAGGAUGUCUCAGAGAGGAUUGAGAAUCAGGAUCAAUUGGAUGAUGCACAAAGACCUGGCGAAGAGAAAAAAGAAGAAGACAAAGAUUGCAAGGAAGAAGAGAAGGGAAUCGACAUGACUGACGACUUUGAUUCUCAUUUACAAGAUGUGGAACAAAAGGAAGGAGAUGACUCCGAUAAAGAAGAUAAUGAGGAAGAUGCUGACAAACAAAUGGGCGAUACCGAUAACGCAGCUGAAAAAUUGGAUCAACAGAUCUGGGGUUCUGAAGAAGAGGAGGAUCUUGAUGAAGAACAGGACAAAAAGAAGGACAAGGAAGAAGAAGGACAGGGAGAGAGUACCGGGGAGAAAGAAAUGGCUGCCAAGGAGAAAGAACAAGGGACUGAUGACGGUUCGGAUGGAAAGGAUAAGAAAGAGAAGAAGGAUAUCAACGAGAUGGAGGAACCUGAGAUUAAUGACGACCACAUUGAUCCAUAUCAUGGUAAUGAACAACAGCUGCCCGAACCAGAAGAUUUUGAACUACCAGAUAAUAUGGACGUUGAUGGGGAGGAUGGUGACGAGAAGGAUGAAGGUGAAACAGAAACCGAAAAUCCUUUCGAUAUAGAUGUCAUGAAGGAGAAAAUAGAAGAAGAAGAAGACGAUAAGAAGAACGAUGAAGAAGAGAAAGGAAACAAGAAUGGUCUUGAAGUAUCUAGUGACGAAGAUGAAGGCGAUAACGACAAACCAGAUGAGUCGCAGGAGAAAGAUGUUGACGAUAGACAAGAAAAGGAAGAGUGCGAACAGGACGAUGAGAAGAAAGACGAAGAAGUCCCCGACGAAGAUACCGCUGCUGAAGAUCCUCAAGACAACGUGGAAGAGAAUCCUGAAUUGCCAGAGGAUAAAGAUAACCCCGAAAGCGAAAUUCCAAAAAAUCCAGACGACAUAAACGAAGACGACAACGUUGAACAGAAAGAACAUGAAGCAAACCCUCAAGCUAACCCGUCCAGUGAUGAUCCGUCGAUGGGAGAGAGGGCUGAGAAUGCAGAAAUGGACCGCGGUGCCAAUGAUAAUGUCGAUACUAAUGCCGAGCAAGCUAAAGAUGAGGAAGCUGCACCAUAUGAACAAGCCCAGGAACAAGUCGGCGAAGACAAGCAGUCGACUGGGCGUUCAGAAUUAGACAAGAGCGAUAAAGGGCACCGUGGUGAGAAACAAGCCGCCAGAGCAGACACUUCGCAGGACUCACAGAAGCGGCAUGAAAACAAGCCCGGAAAAACUGACCACGAGAGGACCCUAGGAGAGGUAAAAGAGCAGAAACAGAAACGGGCGCGGACUCUAAACGUGGAGAGGGAAGAGGAGAAUGCAGAAGAUGGCGGCGAAGCGGAAAAUGACGCGGAAAAAGAUGCGGAUGCCUUCCAGCAUGUUAAACAAGCGAAGAAAGAUGAUCUGCAGGCGAUAGAUGCGGCCACCAAAGAACAGGCCGAACAACAACCUACGUUACAACAGGACGAUGAAAAAGGCGAAGAAAUGAAAGAGAAUGAAGAAAUACCCAUGGAAGUUGAUGAAGAUGACAUACAGAUAGAAAAGUCCGAGGAAAUUAAACCGGAGAAAGUGAAAGACGGCAAAGAUAGAGAUCAAGAUAAAACUGGUAAUGCCAAUGAGGGCGGCGAAGAAACGACAGGCGAAGCGGGAAUCGAAGUGGACGGUGAUACCGUACUUACAACUAACGUGCCACGCGGACGCGAAACAACGUAUCAUACGAAGAUCGAAGAGUACCAGCACCAGCAGCAGCAGCCGGCGGAGGACAUCACUAUGGAGCAGUACAUGAGCAUUCGCGAGUACCUGAGCGCGGGGCGUUCCGGCGCGGGCAGCGCCGUAGAGGCGUGGCGGGCCGCGUGGCGGGACAGCGAGCCGGCCGCGCGCGCCCUCUGCGAGCGACUGCGCCUCGUGCUGGAGCCGACGGGCCGAUCUCGACGUGCCGGCGACUUCCGCACCGGGCGCGCGAUCAACAUGCGCCGCGUGAUCCCCUACAUCGCGUCGCAGUUCCGCAAGGACCGCAUCUGGCUGCGGCGCACGAGGCCGGCGAAGCGCGACUACAAGAUCGCGAUCGCGGUCGACGACUCCAGCUCCAUGUGCGACAACAGGAGCAAGGAGCUCGCCUUCGAGAGUCUGGCACUGGUGUCGCAGGCGCUGAACCUGUUGGAGUCCGGCGACCUGGCCGUGCUGAGCUUCGGUGAGCAACCCGACCUGUUGCAUCCGUUCACGGAACAGUUCUCCGAGCACUCUGGCGCCAAGAUCCUCGACCGGCUGCGCUUUGACCAGACGAAGACGAAGAUCGCCCAACUCCUCGACUUCUGCACGGUGCUGUUCGACCAGCAGCCAGUGAGGAGCGACGCGGUCAACGCUAAACUGCUGGUUAUUGUCAGCGAUGGCAGAGGCAUCUUCACGGAGGGCGAGACUCGGGUGGUGCAAGCAGUGCGCAGAGCGAGACAGCAGGGCAUAUUCUGCGUCUACGUCAUUAUAGAUAAUCCCGACAAUAAGGAUUCUAUAAUGGACAUUAGAAGACCAGUGAUUGAUCCAGUAACAAACUCCUUGACGGGCUUCAUAUCAUACUUGGACGCCUUCCCGUUCCCCUUUUAUUUGAUAUUGAGGGACAUGUCUGCUUUGCCCAAUGUGUUGGGUGACGCGCUGAGACAGUGGUUUGAGCUGGCAACGAAUGUGUCAAGC
Messenger RNA from Iphiclides podalirius (scarce swallowtail), 13392 nucleotides. NCBI's taxonomy places the organism in Eukaryota, Metazoa, Arthropoda, Insecta, Lepidoptera, Papilionidae. The record is from the annotation of a GenBank genome assembly.